AGAAACACCACUUGCCUACCAGCAAUCCUACGUAUAAACAAUGUGAGUCGCAUAUAUCCGGCGACAACGAAUUGUACUAAGUCAUGCCGUUUCUGGAGACUGCAAUCGCUUAUCGCACACCCAACAUGGCCCACGACCACGCCGAGCACGAGCAGACCCCAGAGCAGCUCCAGGUUCAAUUCGAGCAGCUUGGUCUGCUUGAGUCGAAGUUCGAGGAUGCGGAGGAGCAAGUCAUCCGCAAAACCGAGGAGAUCAAGGCUCCGGUCUACAAAGAGCGCACCGAGUUCGUUAAGAACAUCCCUCACUUCUGGACCUUGACCUUCGAGCAAUGCCCGCCCGAGGUCGAGAACUUCAUCCAGCCCACCGACUCCGAAGUCUUUGCCGACUGCUUCGAGACAUUCGAGGUCUCGCGCUUCGAGCUCGACGACCCCAAGGGCUCGCCCAAGAGCUUCUCGCUCAAGUUUGGCUUCGCAGAGAACGAGUGGUUCGAGAACAAGACACUGGAGAAGAAGUUCUGGUACCGCCACACCCAGGAUUGGGACGGCCUCGUCUCCGAGCCUGUUAAGAUCAACUGGAAGAAGGGAAAGGACCUAACAGGCGGCCUCACAGAUGCAGCCGUCAAGCUGCAUAAGGCACGGACAAAGGUCGCGGAUAGGAAGAAGGAGACUGCACUGCCAGAAUAUAAGGAGUUGGCGAAGAAAAUCGAGACCUCUGCAGAUGCGUCAGUGAGCUUCUUCGGGCUCUUCGCCUUCGUCUCCGGGUACCGAUGGGUUAGCGCCGAGGAGUCUGAGAAGGCUGUGCAGAAGGAUAAGGAGGCUCUCGCCAAGAUCAAGGCCGGCAAGAAGGUCGACGAGGAAGAAGAGGAAGAGGAUGAGGAUCCUCAGGACUACCAAGAGACAGAGGUUUUCCCCGGCGGCGACGAGGUCGCUACUAUCAUUGCUGAGGACAUGUGGCCCAACGCUCUCAGGUACUACAAGCAGACCUUCGAGCAGGACGGAGAGUUCGACGAUGAAGAACUUUCUGAGCUCGAAGUCGAUAUGGAUGAGGAUGAUGAGUCAGGCGAGGAGGUCGAUAUUCGCGCUCUCGUUGGUAAGGGUAAGAAGGACAAGGACGAGCCACCUGCGAAGAAGCAGCGCAAGGCUUAAAGGGCCCGUGUUCGCAAAAUGAUUGAAUGGCUAUGAUAUCCUCAAAAUUUCUAUACAAGACACAAUGUCGUCAUACACAAAUGCGUAGAGCUGCA
Messenger RNA from Didymella exigua CBS 183.55, 1240 nucleotides. RefSeq names its product NAP family protein. The transcript has 2 exons. The record is from RefSeq and is a predicted model, not a curated record. Gene Ontology annotation, cellular component: chromatin; nucleus. Bases 126 to 1145 code for a protein of 339 amino acids. Lineage: Eukaryota; Fungi; Ascomycota; Dothideomycetes; Pleosporales; Didymellaceae. Gene Ontology annotation, biological process: nucleosome assembly. Gene Ontology annotation, molecular function: histone binding; chromatin binding.